Camellia sinensis is the source of this 1786-nucleotide messenger RNA. It is a transcript of the gene ATSTE24, whose product is annotated as Peptidase family M48 family protein. Gene Ontology annotation, biological process: CAAX-box protein processing. Gene Ontology annotation, molecular function: metalloendopeptidase activity. The record is from RefSeq and is a predicted model, not a curated record. Lineage: Eukaryota; Viridiplantae; Streptophyta; Magnoliopsida; Ericales; Theaceae.
CACUAUAUAGCUCUAAAGUCUAAAAUCCAAAAUUCACCACAUCAGAAAAAUAUCCCAAAUCUCUCUCUCUCUCUCUCUCUCUCUCUCUAUAGUGUUCUCUACCCGUGAAGUCUACAACCACUGGACCAGCCAUGGCGUUUCCGUACAUGGAAGCCGUAGUCGGUUUUAUGAUAUUAAUGUAUAUCUUCGAAACUUAUCUCGAUUUGCGGCAACAUGCUGCUCUUAAACUACCAACGCUUCCCAAGACUUUGGAAGGACUUAUUAGCCAAGAAAAGUUUGAAAAAUCUCGAGCCUAUAGUCUUGAUAAAAGCCACUUCCAUUUUGUUCAUGAGUUCGUAACUAUACUGAUGGACUCUGCAAUUUUGUUUUUUGGGGUAUUGCCUUGGUUUUGGAAGAGAUCAGGAGACUUCCUUGUGUAUAUGGGUCUCAACGCAGAGAAUGAAAUAGUGCACACCCUUGCAUUUUUGGCCGGUGUUAUGUUUUGGUCACAGAUUACGGACUUGCCAUUUUCUCUAUACUCAACAUUUGUCAUUGAGGCCCGCCAUGGUUUCAACAAACAAACAAUAUGGUUAUUCAUUAGGGACAUGAUUAAAGGAAUCAUCCUAGCAAUUAUAAUUGGACCACCUAUUGUCGCAGCAAUCAUUGUAAUAGUACAGAAAGGAGGUCCUUACUUGGCCAUCUAUCUUUGGGGUUUUAUGCUUGUACUAUCUCUUGUGAUGAUGACUGUGUACCCAGUUUUAAUUGCGCCACUUUUUAACAAGUUCACUCCACUUCCGGAUGGAGAACUGAGGUUGAAAAUUGAGGAUCUUGCUUCCUCCCUCAAAUUUCCAUUGAAGAAGUUGUUCGUCGUUGAUGGAUCUACAAGGUCAAGUCAUAGCAAUGCAUAUAUGUAUGGGUUCUUUAAGAAUAAGCGCAUUGUCCUUUACGACACUUUGAUUCAGCAGUGCAAAAAUGUGGAGGAAGUUGUUGCUGUAAUUGCCCAUGAACUGGGUCACUGGAAACUUAAUCAUACAAUGUACUCUUUCAUUGCUGUUCAGAUUCUCACAUUCUUGCAAUUUGGAGGAUACACUCUUGUGAGGAACUCGAAGGAUCUGUUUCAGAGUUUUGGGUUUGACACACAACCAGUCCUCAUUGGAUUGAUCAUUUUCCAGCAUACGGUAAUACCUCUCCAGCAUCUUGUAAGCUUUGGUCUUAAUCUUGUCAGCCGGUCCUUCGAAUUUCAGGCUGAUGCUUUUGCUAAGAAGCUUGGCUAUGCCUCGCCUCUUCGAGCAGGACUCGUGAAACUACAGGAAGAGAACCUGUCAGCUAUGAAUACUGAUCCUUGGUAUUCUGCCUAUCACUAUUCUCAUCCUCCCCUUGUUGAAAGACUUGCUGCAAUUGAUGAACCUGACAAGAAGGAAGACUGAAACGGAGCACAGGCUACCUACAGCCAGUGAAUACACUUCCUAGUCCAUUUUAUACUCUUUUCAACUUGAGCAUUUUCAAGCUCUAGAAAUCGUUGGUUUUGAGUUUUGCUUUAUGAGUCCUGUUGGAACUGACAUUUCUCCGUUCUGGUAUUAAAUUCCACACCCAACAAAGGUAAGGCUGGGUUACGGGGAUUUUCUGAGUUAGGUAAAAAAAAUUACAAAAAUGAACAGGAAAUAGCUUAAUGUAACUGAGUUGCUUUAUGUAUUAUUCUUCUGCAUGCUUAAUGUCAGUUUUUCAAAAAUGAAAACGAAAACACUUCUUGUCUGCCAUGUUGUAUCCAUAUUUUCCUAAUCAAGGGGGGAUAUCUUGUUCUUUCCAA